AUGUCAUUCAAUCGGCGCAGCUCACCACUUCAAUCACCUUCCCUCCGUUACUCAUCCCAAUCCCAGAUCCAACAUCAAAACUUCAACGACAAAAUGGCCGACGCGAGUCAAGCUUGGGAGGAACGGUGGUCAAAAAGCCGUAACAGGGCUUACUAUUUCAACAGAACAACGGGCGAAAGUCUUUGGGAUAAGCCGGCCGGAGUGGAAGUGAAGGGAAGUGCGAAUGGUCCUCAAUCGGUUCGCGCGUCUCACUUGUUGGUCAAACACCGAGAAAGUCGAAGACCUUCUAGCUGGCGAGAGGAGAAUAUCACGCGAACCAAGGAAGAAGCUCACAAGAAGAUUGCAGCCUUUCGUGAGCGCAUUGUUAGCGGAGAAACCGACCUAGCUACCCUAGCACAAACAGAGAGUGACUGUAGCUCAGCCAAGAGAGGUGGAGAUCUGGGCCAAUUUGGCCGAGGUCAAAUGCAGCCACCGUUUGAAAACGCCGCUUUUGCCCUGCAAGUGGGUGAGCUCAGUCAACCUGUCGAGUCAGAUAGCGGGGUGCACCUGAUUUUACGCACGGCGUAGUCCGGGAACGUACUCGUAACUCAUGUAUAUUUGCUCGUAACUGAAUAUUGUGCCUAUCUGAUUUUAUUCCUCCUUAAAGGAUAGUUCGCUUCAGUGGUGGCCCCAUUAACCGGAAUGCUUCACAGUACUUGAUAUUUAUGAAUCAAUUACCCAAUCUAAGCGAAAUAUGUACAAAAGGAAAUAGAGAUCUAUAGUAAACCGA
Spizellomyces punctatus DAOM BR117 is the source of this 769-nucleotide messenger RNA. Its product is annotated as peptidylprolyl isomerase ESS1. The record is from RefSeq and is a predicted model, not a curated record. NCBI's taxonomy places the organism in Eukaryota, Fungi, Chytridiomycota, Chytridiomycetes, Spizellomycetales, Spizellomycetaceae. The transcript has 6 exons. Gene Ontology annotation, molecular function: protein binding; peptidyl-prolyl cis-trans isomerase activity. Gene Ontology annotation, cellular component: nucleus; cytosol. The coding region runs from base 1 to 567 and encodes 188 amino acids.